Messenger RNA from Diaporthe citri, 516 nucleotides. RefSeq lists its product as uncharacterized. The transcript has a single exon. The coding region runs from base 1 to 516 and encodes 171 amino acids. Lineage: Eukaryota; Fungi; Ascomycota; Sordariomycetes; Diaporthales; Diaporthaceae. The record is from RefSeq and is a predicted model, not a curated record.
AUGGCGCCUCAACCCCCGAAGAAGCGCAAGAAGAAGGUUGCCAGGCGACCCAAGAAGAAAGCCGGUAACGUCAAGAACCUACCAACCACCGAUCCGAAGACUUCCCACCUCAACGUCCUUCCUUUCGAGCUACUUAGGCACAUCUUUGGAUACUUGGCUCCCGACAACGUCCAGCCACACUUGAGUGACAUUUCCCUGUACGCCUACAAGCAGGCUCAGAAUGUGCUACAGAACGUCUGUCUUGUCUCGAAACAAAUGGAGGCUGUCGCUCGCCCAUUGCUUUACCAAGGAGUCAUAAUCAAUAACUCGGACGCCCUGUCUUACUUUCUUCGGACCCUUGAUGAGAACCAACCUCUAGGGCAGAGAGUCAAACAACUUGUGUUUGAGGUUCCCUGCUCCUCACAGGAUGAACGCUACCAGAAGCCCAAUAUUGCAGUCCUCGGAUCACGGCCAAAUUUCGAGAAAAUCCAGAAGACAGAAGAGAUGGUAUCAAAUUUCGAUCUAUACGAAGAAUAA